Molecule: messenger RNA, 1174 nt
Organism: Batrachochytrium dendrobatidis JAM81
Lineage: Eukaryota; Fungi; Chytridiomycota; Chytridiomycetes; Rhizophydiales
Exons: 2
Coding region: 23-1060 (345 amino acids)
Source: RefSeq, a predicted model, not a curated record
CUGAUCACUCAAAUCCACCACUAUGGACACGCUGGCUCCUCCUAGAUAUAUCCCAUGGUCAAGUCUAGGCAAACCAGGUCCAGCAAUAGUCUCAUUGAUAUCAGGGUUUGUUGGUCUUGGGUGCUUCAGCAUGAUGGUCAUAUUGUCAACUCAGAUGAUUAUCGGCAACCGAAUACGAAUUGGCCUAAAGCUACCUCUUAUAAUCCUAAACAUGUGUGCAUGCAUGCUACAGUUUCUUGAAUUCUUCUAUCUUUAUGAGUUUCCGCCACAUGGUAGAGGGGUACCAUAUAUUUUCAUUCCUUUUAUGGUUACUCUGAUGAUGGGUGGAGUUUUUUGGAUGCAGCUUGAGAUUCGAUUCGUCUUUAGUGCAAUGUUUGAUACUGGAUCCAAUGCCAUUGCUAUUUGGACACCAAAUUCAAAGUUGUGGGCUCGAGUCUUGCUGAUUCUCAUACAUAUAUUUCUGUGUUGGCCUGCCUACUAUCUUAGACCUAAUAUAGCAUGGAUUAACUGGUGGUACUUUAUUGGUCCAGCAACACAAGGUGCUCUAAUCUCAAUCAUUAGUUUUUAUCAAGCUAUUGUUAUUAAUCUUCGCCUAGCCUAUCGAAGAAAGUCAGAAUCUGAAUACUACCCAUUGCGGCGGAUCCAUAUGGCAUUGAUGUUUUUGUUAAUAGCAACUUUUAUAGUAAACCUUGGUGGCAUAGCAGGGUUUUCGUUGGAAUUAUUCCUUGGUCAGGACACACGGAUAGAAAUGCAGCAGAUUGUCGCACUUGGAUUUCAGAUCCCUGUUGUUUCUCUCGGCAUGGAAAUCAUGUGCGAGUCCAUUACACUGCUUAUAAUGAUCCACUUGGUUACAAUAAAACGCGUCCUGAAUGCUGCUCCACGGCAUGAAGAAACUGCUGCUCCUGAAGCAAACAGUCUUCACUCCCGACCAAUGCCCGUCAUUGUCAUGCCGUCUUUCAUGGCAGGUCCACUACACUCUGAUUCUACAGAGAUUGGUGGAGAACCCUAUGACAUGUGGUCUAAGCCAGCGCAUGCCAACGUUCUUUCUUCGUGGGAUUAAUUUUAGCCUACAACAUAACCUGUAAGACACUAUUUACAUCAAACUUCAACUAUUGAUACUAGACAGGGUCUGAUUGAAUAAUCAGCGAUAAAAUAAAAUUUUACAUAUGAACGC